Molecule: messenger RNA, 5757 nt
Organism: Mobula hypostoma (lesser devil ray)
Lineage: Eukaryota; Metazoa; Chordata; Chondrichthyes; Myliobatiformes; Myliobatidae
Product: insulin-like growth factor-binding protein 5
Exons: 4
Coding region: 264-1073 (269 amino acids)
Biological process (GO): regulation of insulin-like growth factor receptor signaling pathway
Cellular component (GO): extracellular region
Molecular function (GO): insulin-like growth factor II binding; insulin-like growth factor I binding; fibronectin binding
Source: RefSeq, a predicted model, not a curated record
ACCGAUUUAAAAAGAGCUGCCGAAGAGCGGGGACAGGCAGAUCGCAGAGGAUAACACAGACACGGUUCACUCCCACCCUCCCUCUUCACCACAGCCUGCAGACCGCAGAGGAGCCGGAGAGUUUAGUUCUGUUCAUUGCAACUCAGAGCGGCGAUUUGAAAACUUUUUGCAUAAGUUUUGGAAAAGUUUUUUUUUAAGUUUUUAUUUUUUUGUUGCAAAGGUUGCCUGUUUGGCGAGAAGCCCCGCGGGGCUCUUCCCCCAACAUGCUGGUCUCCAUCCCGGUGUUGCUGUUUCUGUCUGGGGGUCAGUGGAGCGGUUCGCUGGCGCUGGGGCCCCGCGUCCACUGCCAGCCGUGCGACGAGAAGGCUGAGUCCGUCUGCCUGGCCCCGCCGGCCGGCUGCCAGCUGGUGAAAGAGCCCGGCUGCGGCUGCUGCCUCACUUGCGCGCUGGAGGAGGGUCAGAACUGCGGUGUUUACACCGAGGUUUGCGCCGCGGGACUCAAGUGUCUGCCGAAGCCGCAGGAGGAGAAACCGCUGCGCGCCCUGCUCCACGGCCGCGGCGUCUGCAGCCCGGUCAAGAGCCACCACAGCCCCGUGCCCACGCCAGAGAGGGGGUCCUCCAUGACUGAGGAGGUGCCGGUUUCCGAGGGGACAGAGGACGGUUACAUCACCAAACCUGUACUGAAGAAGCACGUCCGCCUGUCCAACCAGAAGGUGGAGGCGCUGAAACGGGACCAGAAGAAGCGGCAGCGCGUGUCCAAGAUCAUCUCGUCCUCGGAAAACACGGCCCACGACCGGCACCAGUCCCCGUACAAACACGACUCCGAGCUGGGUCCGUGUCGACGGCAGAUGGAGGUGGUGCUACAGAGCCUGAACAAGGCGGUCUACCUCAGCCCCGAUGAGGUCUACAUCCCCAACUGCGACCGCAAGGGUCUCUAUAAACGGAAACAGUGUAAGCCAUCGAAGGGGAAGCGGAGAGGCCUGUGUUGGUGCGUGGACAAGUAUGGCUUCAAGCUGCCCGGCUCCGAUUACAUGCACCAUGACUUCCAGUGCCAGACGCUCGAGACAGAUUGACACGCGUCCUCCAGCCCAGUCUCUCCUCCUCCUCCUCAACCAACCGACCAUCUCCAGAGGACUUCCCUCCCGAGCUGUUAGCCCAACUCAGGACUGUACAACAGCUCAGCCAUGAGUGCAGCAAGAAACCUAAAGUAUAAUAAUUUUACAAAAUAGUAUGCUAUCAUUACUUUUUGGGACACCGGAUAUGUCAAGCUACGAGCAGCUAGUUUUAAUUACUUUUUGUUCUCUUGUGAAAGAACCUGUUGCUAAAUGGAAUUUGACUUUUGAGACAAAAGGAAGGGUCAAGAUUGGGUAAUUUUGUCAUUUGUUUGCGUGAGAUACCCUUCCUGUAAUGUAAGAUGAUCUUUCACUCCCAAACUCCCAGUGAGGUAGUGGGAUGAAUGGUGCCCGGUGAUGGAGCCCACAGGCUGGGAGGUUCCCGGAUAGAGCAGGGGAGGAGAGAUCUGUCGCUUUGUGCAUCUUCCUCCUCUCUGGCGCUGGUGGGAGGAGGAGGAGGGGUGGUGGGCGACAAGUCUGUGGAAGAGGGGUGAUGCCACGUGCUGUCAGUCGAGGUGGCUAAGAUGAUGUGAGGCGAGGAAGGGAUGAAUACCACUCAGCACCCCCAACUUCCAGUCCAAACCCGCUACCCGCUGCAGGGCAUAGGCUGAGACCCCACCCAUUUGGUGCUGCUGCAGUACUGUUUAUGGCCACUAAAGGGCGACUCUUUAGAGCCAGCAGUGGCACCCCCUACUUGCCAGCAGCUGGUACCGCAAUGUGAAACCCUUUGUGCCUUAACUCUUCUUGGUGGGUGGGAGGGGUUGAGGGGUUUAGGGAGGUUUCUACUAACCUACCCACCCACCCCCACACCUGCUGGGGAGAUGGCCUUGCCUUCCACUGGACCAGAGCAUGUGCAAACUGGGCCGGUUCCUCGCUAUCCACUUCUGUUCAGCUGGGUUCUGGGGCAACUAGCCCCAACGGUCACUGUAGAGCUGUUUGACCUUCUGCUCCGUUGCACCUGUCAAAGUGCCCACUCCUUACCUGCCCAUCAUUGACCCUGGCUCAGACCAAGCCAACCUGGCGGUUUCUCUUCCUCCUCACAGCCCCAGAGACCCUGAUUCGAUCCUGACCCCUGGCACUGUGAAGAGUGGUCAUUGCAUAUUCUCCCUGUGACCACAUACUCUGGUUACCUCCAACAUCUCAACGACAUCUGGGGUUGGUGGCUCAAUUGGCCUCUGUACAUUGCCCCCAGUGUGUUGGUGAAGGGUAGAAUCUGGGGGGAGUUGAUGGUUAUGUGGGGAGCAGGGGGGCAGUGGGAUUGUUCUGUGAGGUAGCAAAGAUUCAGUGGGUCAAAGGGUCCCCACCCUAAUCAAACGGGGUUGUAGAGGCUGUAUGUAUCUCACUGUUCCCCAGCCGCAUCUCAGCCAAGAUGCCCCUCAGCCAAGUCUAAAUGGUGAACUCAACCAACCAGUGGAGUCUCCCUCCUCCGCAGAGUAGGAUCUUUGAACCUGGAGGAGGAGGAGGUGGGAAUGUGAAUAAGCUGAGUUCCCGGGGUGGGAAACAUGACGAAACACAGCUCCCAGUGGAAGAAAUUCCGUCGGUGGGUUUUGUGCGAAAUUGAAAAUGGGAUGAACUCUGAAUAUUACGACUGCAUUUUGACCACGUUACUCUCUGUGUUGUAUUUGUGGGAUCGCUUGAAACCUUAACUCCAUUACUCCUCAGAGAUUAGAACCAUAGCUGAGAGGUUUCAUCGUAGACUCUCUUUAUCCCCUGGUCCCUGUUAGCGAGUAUUCUGGAGUUAUGUGAAUAUAGCAGAUAUUAAUUCAAGACAGAACCAGUCUUCAGUUCUUUUUGUAAAUUGAAGUUAAAAGCACAGGCUGGCCCACAGACUAUGAGAUAUUGUUUGCAAAAUGGUGACCAUGAGACGUUUACAAAUGCAUCAGCCAAGUGUUAAAACAAUGGGAUUGUGUAGUUGGCCUGCAUCAAUCCAGGCAUUUAUGGUUUUAAGGAAUUGUAAACUAGUUCAGGAUCUCUCAACAUUGUGAGCACCUAGAUCCACAUCCCCAGCGCCUGAUGUGGGGACAGCCAUAAACAGGACCCAGGCACAGCUGGGGUCCUCCACAUGGAACGUUCUGGGUGAGGAGAUCAGCUGAUCAGAAUGGAAGAUGGUGGAUGUGUGGAGAUCCGUUCCUCAAAGGGAGCCGGAUGCUCGGAGGAAGGAGACCAGGGAAGGUAUUACACCGGUGGGGGAAGUGUUGAACAAGAGCUACAAGAUUAGGGGGUAGUCGUUUGGACCUUCUCACCAAGGUGGUGAAUUUCUGCAGGUCUUUACCCUGAAGGGACACACACAAAACUCUGGAAGAACUCAGAAGCUCAGGCAACAUACACAGCGGGAUGUAUAGUUGAUGGUUUGGGCUAGGACCCUUCAUCAGCACUGGAAAGAAUGGGGGUUAGACACUCAGCAGGGCAGACGUCGACCAUACAGGGAGAUAUAGAGAUAAUCUGUGUUGCUGAUCCGAAACGCAAACUCCCUUUCUCUCUCCACAGCCCCUCCAUCAUACAGUCAUCUCUCUCUCUCCCCCUCAUUCCCACCCCUGUGCUGUGAGCUGCUGAGGCCUAACUAAAACUGAGCCACACGUAACAGGGAACUAGACAAGUUUUUAUUCACGAGGCAAAACCUUCGGAGAGUGAGUCUGAGGAAUCUCACCCUCAGGACUAAUGAAACAUCUCGGCCCAAAACUUUGAAUGUUUAUUCCCUUCCAUAGAUGCUGCCUGUCCUGCUGAGUUCCUCCAGCAUCUUGUGUGUGUUGCUGUGAGUAGGUACAGGUUCUGCCAGAUAGAUGAGGGAGGUGGUGGAGAGGAACUGUUUGGAUCCGUUGUCAAGAAAGUGAAGGUGCUGAAGGGAAGUGAGGCUGUCCUGAUGAGAGUUGAUGAAGGAGCUCAGCCUGAAAUAUCUACUGUUCAUUUCUGUCUAUAAGUGCUGCCUGACCUGCUGAGUUCCUCCAGCAUUUUGUGCAUGUUGCUCUGGACUUCUAUCAUCUAUGAUGCCUGGAGGCAGUUCAUUGAGAGCUAACGGGAUUGGGGAGGGAGAUAAACAUUUGAACGAUCAGCAUGAUGAGGGGCUGUAGAACUCAGAGUGAGAGUUUCAGUUGAGGUGAAGUGGUUAUAUUGAACAUUGUGAGGAUGAGGUUGGAUCACCCUCUUAUCAACUCACGAAGAUGAAUGGAAUUUGAUCAUAGACUGGUGAUCUGGAGACCAGGAGCCUGCAGGUUCACAGACCUUUCUUGGGGGGAAGAUGGUCCCUGACCUAAGCUGGGCCUGGUACAUCCUCAGCUUCACACCAACACUGAGGAACAGACGCGGGGGUCUGACCCUCACCCUCCCGUUCCUGUUCACGUCCCAACAGGCUGACCGACUGGAAGUAAGUGUGCCUGAGUGGAUUGUCCCUGGGUCUGUUGCCUGCAGUAGUCCCUGAGGGUCUUUGGGGGGAGCAAUCGAGGGGCAUCCUGGCUUGUGCUGCAUGUAAGGUUACAGAUUCCAUUCCAGAUGGGAGAAGCAGGUACAAUGAAAGGGAUACCGGGCUGGGUAAGAGAGGAUUGAUGACAAAGGGAGGACUUGUCCAGAGUUCAGGGAGAAUAGUGUUCUGAGGAAAUCUGAUCAUGGACUGGUUAUCAGGAGACCAGGAUCUCUCUUGGUUCACAGGCCUUCCUCAGGGAAGGAGAUCCCUGAUAUAAUCCAGUCUGGGCCCUGCUCCACGCCAACAUUUCAGCGCCAAUGAUGUUCCCAAGUGACACAGGUCAAUAUGUUCAUAAACACCCCAAGAAGUCAGUCUAUCCUGACCAUCUACCCUUCAAUCCCUCCGACAUGAUCCAGUGUCUCUGAACUCCCAGUGAUCACGGCCCAGUGCAUCCAAUCUCUUAUGACCACAGCCCAGUGUGUCUCCUAGUGUCUAAUCUCCAAGAAACCAUAAACUAGUGUGCCUCAUCUCCCAGUGACCACAAUCCGGGGUGCCUCCAAUCUCCCUGUGUCUCUAAUCUCCCAAUGACCAUGAUCCAGUGUGCCUCUGAUCUCCCGGUGACCAUGACCAAGUGUCUCUCUGGCAUUCCUGUGAGCUGGGUAUCUCCCCAGUGCUCCAGUAACUCUCUGGUCUGCAAGGGUCACUGCAGUGAGAACCUGCCCUCGCUCCAUGUAGAGUGGUGCUACGACAGGGAGCAUUCCGCCUGGUUGGUGAGUGGGUUUGCGGGAAUGGGAGAACUGGGAAGGACAGUGUUCCAUGACAUCCCCAGGAGGCCACAUCAGGAUCAAAGGGAUGGUCCCUGCCUGGUUCAAUGUCGUGUUGUUGUAACAGAAAGAGGAUAAGCUUCAGAAGAGUGAUCACCCUGCCCUACCCAAACCAAAUGUGCUCAUCUUCAGCAACACACUGCCUAACAUUUCAGCCCUGAGUGUCACAACCUGUGUAACUCCCAACCCAACAACCUUGUGACUGGACGAGACUUUCUUUCAUGUCUAAUGAAGCAGAAAGUUUUAGCUAAUAUUCCGUUCAAUGUUUUGUACUAAAUAUUUUUGUUAUAUUUCUGAUGAGGUGGACACUGUAUGCUAUUUAUUCAACUCUAAUUUAUCUUAUCCUUCACCUUUGUCUUUUGUUAUGACAAGGCCUUUAUUUAAUAAAGAUAUGUACACAGCCAAUGAGUGAGCUAGAUUAACU